UUCAUGGAGCUCCAAAAAAUAUCUUAUCACAAAACAAUACCUCAAACUUCUCUCUCCACAUCACAACUAUAAAAGCAAAGCAAUCCUUCCUCAACAAACCUAAAAGAAUCAGCACAAGAAAGAAAGAAAGAAAGAAAGAAAAACCAUAUAGUUAAGUUAUGGAGGAAGAAAGCCAAUUAAACACAGUGCCUAAAUACUUCACUCUCAAAUCGAGGCAAAAUGGUCGUUAUCUUCGUUACAUUAACGACGAUAAGACCAUGCAUGGGUUUCUCAAGUUCUCUGGAACUCAGGUCGUGAGCCCUUUCGCCAAGUUUGAGGUCGAAAAAGCUAAAGAGAAAUCUAACAAAGGUCUUGUUCAUGUCAGAUGUUGUUACAACAACAAAUAUUGGGUUCGAUGGUCGGAGAAAUCCAAGUACAUUGUCGCAACGGCGAACGAACCCAACGAAGACAAAACAAAAUUCUCAUCGACACUGUUCCAACCGAUCUACGACCAAGAUCGAAACGUCUUCCGUUUCAAACACGUACAACUCGACCGAUACAUUCAGCUACGACAACACAUCACAAGCCAGUUCCAAGACGCUCUGUUUGCCGACAGCUCGGGAUUCGAAGACGACGAGUCAGAUCUCUUAACAAUAGUCGAUUGGUCCACCUUAUUCGUCCUUCCAAAACAUGUAGCAUUUAAAGGCGACAAUGGAAAUUAUCUCAAAGUCCAUUCUUCAGGGACCAAAUAUUUAGAGUUUUCAGGAUCGGAUGUGGGAGAUCCAAGAGUGGGAAACCAAAUCUUCACCACAUCCGAUGGACAUGUGAGGAUUAAAAAUGAUUACUUGGAAAAAUUUUGGAUUCGUGAUCCUAAUUGGAUUCAUGUGAAAGCUAGUGAAAGUGAUUUCGAUGAUCCGAAUACUCUGUUUUGGCCUGUUCGGCUUGGCGAUGGCCAUGGCGUGGCACUUCGAAACAGAGGGAAUGAUAAGUUUUGCAAGAGGCUGAGUACAGAGGGGAAGGAUAAUUGUUUGAAUGCAGCUGUGGACAGCAUCAGUGCUGAAGCUAAGCUCCAGAUUGAAGAACUUGUCAUUUCUAGGACCAUUUAUGAUGUCAAUUUUCGAGUUUUAGAUGCUCGGUUCUACGACGAGACGCCCAUAACUAUGGUAUCUAAAGAGAUGGUGAACAGAAACAGCGAACCAGAGCUGCAAAAACUGAAGCUUCGGUAUGAGGAUACGAAGUCGUCGACAUGGACGAACUCGGUGGGGAUGAAGUUAGGGAUGAAAAUGUCAAUUGAAUCAGGAAAUCCAGAGUUAUCAAGUCAAGAAGUAGAAAUAUCAGCUGAGUUCAAAGAGGAAUAUACAUGGGGUGAAACUAAAGAAACCAAGUCAAGAAGGGAAGUUGAACACCAAGUCACAGUACCACCUUACACUAAAGUUACAGCCAAAGUGUUAGCCACUAAAGGAUUUUGUGAUAUUCCAUAUUCCUACACUCAAAGGGAUGUUCUAACCAAUGGCAAGGUUGUAAUCCAACACUUUGAUGAUGGGAUUUAUAUUGGAAGCAAUUGCUAUAACUACACCUUUUCCACAGAACAAGAAGAUCUCUGAUUCAAGACCAGAAGUAUUAAUUAUUUUGAAAUUAUAAAACUUAUCCCAUGUAGUAGUACUAAAUAAUGCCCUAGCAGCUGCUGCUAUAUAUAUGUAUAUGCAGCUAUUUGAAGAAUUUGCUUUUGUGUGUUGUUUUUUUUGCUUUUGCAAUGUGUGUGUGUUGAUAAUCUAUGUUUUGAAGCCAAUAAAAUGUAAUCCAUGCAUGUUCUUGUUUAAUUUCAA
Molecule: messenger RNA, 1805 nt
Organism: Cucumis melo (muskmelon)
Lineage: Eukaryota; Viridiplantae; Streptophyta; Magnoliopsida; Cucurbitales; Cucurbitaceae
Exons: 3
Coding region: 159-1583 (474 amino acids)
Cellular component (GO): extracellular region
Source: RefSeq, a predicted model, not a curated record